Messenger RNA from Emys orbicularis (European pond turtle), 1923 nucleotides. RefSeq names its product FGR proto-oncogene, Src family tyrosine kinase (gene FGR). Gene Ontology annotation, molecular function: ATP binding; non-membrane spanning protein tyrosine kinase activity; signaling receptor binding. The record is from RefSeq and is a predicted model, not a curated record. Gene Ontology annotation, biological process: integrin-mediated signaling pathway; protein phosphorylation; cell surface receptor protein tyrosine kinase signaling pathway. Gene Ontology annotation, cellular component: extrinsic component of cytoplasmic side of plasma membrane. The transcript has 13 exons. NCBI's taxonomy places the organism in Eukaryota, Metazoa, Chordata, Testudines, Emydidae. The coding region runs from base 107 to 1720 and encodes 537 amino acids.
GAGAGAGGUGCUAGCUCUGAGCCCAGCCACAGGGUGUUGGUUCUCCUUGGGCAGGUAACAUGGAGCAGCUGAACUGACCUGAGGAGCCGUCCCAGCUUUGCCCAGAAUGGGCUGUGUGUAUUGCAAGGAGAAGGGGUCGAAUAAAGGCCAGACGGAGAACAUCGAUGGCACGACCGGCUCGGCAUCGAAAUCCUGCUACGGCCCCGACCCGACGCAGCAGAAUCCCUCCAGCAGCUUCACCCGCAUCCCCGACUUUAACAACUUCCACAGCACGCCCGCCGGCGCCCCCACCUUCAUGGGCCCCGGCCUCUAUCCCAACAGCACCUUGUGUGGAGGGGGGAUCACAGGCGGGGGCGUGACCCUUUUCAUUGCCUUGUACGAUUACGAAGCCCGGACGGAGGAUGACCUGACGUUCCUGAAGGGGGAGAAAUUCCACAUUAUCAACAAUAGCGAGGGCGACUGGUGGGAGGCGAGGUCCCUGAACACAGGGGCCACGGGCUACGUCCCCAGCAACUACGUGGCCCCGGUGGACUCCAUCCAGGCGGAAGAGUGGUACUUUGGGAAGAUGGGGCGAAAGGACGCUGAGAGGCAGCUGCUGUGCCAGGGCAACCCCCGAGGGACCUUCCUCAUCCGUGAGAGCGAGACCACCAAAGGUGCCUACUCCCUGUCCAUCCGGGACUGGGAUGAGACGAAGGGCGACCACGUGAAGCACUAUAAGAUCCGGAAGCUGGAUAACGGUGGCUAUUACAUCACCACGCGGGCCCAGUUCGACACCAUCCAGGAACUGGUCCAGCAUUACAUAGAGCGAGCUGCGGGCCUGUGCUGCCGCCUGGCCGUGCCGUGCCACAAGGGGAUGCCCAAGCUGGCAGACCUGUCUGUCAAAACCAAAGACGUGUGGGAGAUCCCGCGAGAGUCGCUGCAGCUGAUCAAGAAGCUGGGCAAUGGGCAGUUUGGGGAAGUGUGGAUGGGCACGUGGAACGGCACCACCAAGGUGGCGGUGAAGACGCUGAAGCCGGGCACCAUGUCCCCGGAGGCCUUCCUGGAGGAGGCCCAGAUCAUGAAGCGGCUCCGGCACGACAAGUUGGUGCAGCUCUAUGCCGUGGUGUCGGAGGAGCCCAUCUACAUCGUCACCGAGUUCAUGAGCCAGGGGAGCUUGCUGGAUUUCCUGAAGGACGGGGAUGGCCGGUUCUUGAAGCUGCCCCAGCUGGUGGACAUGGCAGCCCAGAUCUCGGCCGGCAUGGCCUACAUCGAGCGGAUGAACUACAUCCACCGGGACUUGCGUGCCGCCAACAUCCUGGUGGGCGACAACCUGGUGUGUAAGAUCGCGGACUUCGGCCUGGCCCGCCUCAUCGAGGACAACGAGUACACGGCACGCCAAGGUGCCAAGUUCCCCAUCAAGUGGACGGCCCCGGAGGCUGCUCUCUAUGGGAAGUUUACUAUCAAGUCGGACGUGUGGUCCUUCGGCAUCCUCCUGACGGAGCUCGUCACCAAGGGCCGCGUGCCCUACCCAGGCAUGAAUAACCGGGAGGUGCUGGAGCAGGUGGAGCGGGGGUACCGUAUGCAGUGCCCCAGCAGCUGCCCCCCAUCCCUGCACGAGUUGAUGGUGCAGUGCUGGAAGAAGGAGCCCGAGGAGCGCCCCACUUUCGAAUAUCUCCAGUCCUUCCUGGAAGACUAUUUCACUGCCACAGAACCUCAGUACCAGCCGGGGGACAACCAGUGAGCCCUACUCUCUGAGCCAGCCGGCCGUGCCCAGGGGCACUUCCCUGCAGCGGCUGCACCGGGCCAGGACUUCCCAGGCGGCACUGGGCCAGGACUUGCCAUGCCAGCCGGCCCCGGGCCAGCACUUCCCUCUUUGUACAAUCUGGGCCAGACCCUUUUUUUACAGUCCCCUUUUGGGGGUUUUGUUACUUUCCUGCCAUCUGC